AUGCACUCCCUCGCCGGUGUGCACCACCCGUACCUCUGCCACCAGAGAUCCUACACGCUGCCGCCAGGGCCCCUCACAGCAAGGUCAUUCCACCGUACCACUGCCGCAAAAACGCUGCAGUGCCUCCGCCUCGACUCAUCUGUGCGCCGCUGCUGCUGUAGGUCCAUCGACAUUGCAGGUUCCGGUAUUAUUCAAGCAGGGGCAAAUGCAGGAGAUGGGGUAUCUGUAAAUGCAGAUGUUGCAGCUAUGCAAAUUGACAAUGAAGCAGGUAACCAAAAGGCAAAAAUUUAUCCUACAAAAGCAAUAGUGAAGGUCUCUGAUGGUUCUCUUACUGUGAAACAAGUCAAAGUAGAGCAUGAGAGACUCGUACCGGACUGGAAAUGGGUUGUGGAAGAAAUUAAUGAAAACUCCUUUGCCACAACUUUUCCAUCUAGUGCUGAGCUAAAACGUAUGGAUGAUUGGGGUCCUGUGGAAGCAAGGAGUGCAAAAGCAAAAUUGACUAUUUCAGAGAAAAAAGAUGCAGAGGUGUACAAGUCUGAAAUUCCUAAAGUUUGGGUACAGUUCCAUGGUCUCCCGAGCGACUUACGGAAUUUUCCUAUCAUCUGGGCCGUGGGUACUAUUCUUGGUGCCACAAAGAUGGUGGAUAUGAAAUUUACAAAGCGAUUUGGAAGACCAAGGCUGAGAGUUGUUGUACUAAGUCCGAAACUAAUUCCGGAUUUAGUUGACGUUGUAAUUGGAGAUUUUGUGUAUGAACUCCAAUUCCGGCUAGAAAUAGAAGAGGAGGAAAAUGACCUAAGACUAAUUGAUAUGGAUAAUCAGCCGGGUGAAUCCGGCAAAAAAGAUGAUGAUUUGGACAUACUCAACAAAGACCCAACACCUAAUGCUAAGGAAUCAGACUCCAACAAGGAGAACACAAAGAAAGAUAAGAAAGAUGGGAGUUCCUCUGCUCCACCAGCAGCAAAAAAUUCAAACAAAGGGACACAGGCCGCUCUUCUGUCACGGCCCACUAUGGAGCUGAAGUCGAUCGGGUUAUUUGACUCAACCAAGGCUUGGGUACUUAAAUCCUUCGAUGGGCCUUUGAAUUCAAAAUCCCCUGUACAAACCCCUGCUGAAAAUACCACGCCUACCCGUUGGAGCAAGCGCAAUGUGGCGAUAGGCGACCAAGACUCUACUGAGAGAGCAGCCAAGCUAAAGGCAUGCAAAAAUUUGGAGGAACCUAAUAAUUCAGAUUCGGCGGAUGAACUUGAUCUCUUAGCUAUUAACCAACUAUGUGGUGAGAUAGCCGAGGGUACGAGUGAAGGGGAAGCCAUUGAUCUAUGUGAUCUACAGGAACCCCAGCCAAUUGAUUGGGAGUACUACAGAAAAGGAAUUGGAUCAAAAGUUGUCGAUAUGUACAAAGAGGCCUACAAAAAAUACAAGGUCCACUCCCACAACAGAAAUGGGCUUUGUGCGGUGGCAUUCAUGGAUGAUCACUAUCUUGUACUAAGUGCAUUUUCUCUCCUGAAUAUGGACCCUGCGGAAGCUGACAAAUUAAUGAAAAUCCAGAGGGACUUGGAUGAAACAAAAAUUAUCCUUCAUAAAACUAUUGAGAGUGUCCUUGCCAGAGGAGAGAGAUUGGAUAGCUUGGUUGAGAAAAGCUCUGAUUUAAGUGCUGCUUCACAGGUAGCAAUCAUCAUCUAUGGGAGUUUUAAAAGAAAAUUAUCGACAUGCCAUCUUUUAUAUGUCAGUCUCAGUAUUCAGUAG
This is a messenger RNA of Miscanthus lutarioriparius, 1743 nucleotides long. The record is from the annotation of a GenBank genome assembly. NCBI's taxonomy places the organism in Eukaryota, Viridiplantae, Streptophyta, Magnoliopsida, Poales, Poaceae.